AUGGGUCUUGCCGCCCCUCGCAAGAGGGUUAAGAUAUCUCACGAUCCCAACAAUACAACAUGGGCCCAGUCAACAAGUGGCUUUGGCCACAAGAUAAUGACCUCUCAAGGCUGGACGCCCGGAAGUUACUUGGGUGCCCGCAACGCCAACCAUUCCGAUACCUUCACCGCGGCCAGUGCAUCUCAUAUUCGAGUGACGCUGAAAGACGACACACUGGGACUGGGCGCUCGUGCUCCAACAUUAGGAAAUGAUAAUGUGGCUGCAAUCGAUGCUUUUCAGGGACUAUUGGGUCGGUUGAAUGGAAAGAGCGACGUGCAGCUUGAACAAGAGCAACGAAAGCGUGACGAUACAAGGCUGGCCGUGUACGCAUCGCAGAAAUGGCAGGCUGUUACUUUCAUCAGUGGCGGCUUUUUGGUACAGGAAAAGCCCGAUGAUGCCUUGAGAUCGAAAAGCAAAAAGAAACAUGACUCACCGAAUGAUGCCAUCGUUGCGGACAAGACAUCCUCCGACGAGUCCAGGGACGAAAGUGCGGACGAAAUCCCUCCUCAAAUUGGAGAUAAAGCGUCAGUUUCGAAGACUGAGAAAGCUAGUAAAGAUGCAGAGGCAAAGGGCAUGAAAGAGAAAAGGAAAAGGAAGAAAGAGAAAUCUGAUAAGAAGGCAAAAAAGAACAAGGAGGAGAAUGAAAAGAAAGAGAAGAAGGACAAGAAGGAGAAGAAGGGAAAGAAGGAGAAGAAAAAAGAAAAGAAGGACAGCUCCCGGAAACGACGGCGCGCUGAGAAGGACGUGGAGAGCGAAAGCUCAGACUCAUUUAGCUCAGAUGAAGCGGACAACAAAUCCUCCCAACAAGAUACCGCCAGGUCACAAGCGCCGAGGCCUAACUGGAGACAUGCUAUCCGUGGUCGACACAUUCAACAAAAGAGGAUGGCUAUUAUGGAUGAACGAUCCUUAGGCGAAAUUUUCAUGAUCAAAGCUUGA
Molecule: messenger RNA, 975 nt
Organism: Talaromyces marneffei
Lineage: Eukaryota; Fungi; Ascomycota; Eurotiomycetes; Eurotiales; Trichocomaceae
Exons: 3
Coding region: 1-975 (324 amino acids)
Molecular function (GO): nucleic acid binding
Source: RefSeq, a predicted model, not a curated record